CUGCCGCUGGUGGACUCGGACGGUCUGGGAGUGGUUUCCCAGCCCUUCCAACAACAGGUCCUCCCCCACGCCCCUUCCCAGCCAGGCUCCCGAGAGCGCUGUGUCUUUAAGGGGGACGCGCGAGCUUUCCGCCCAGGACGACACGUCUGCGAGGGGCCCGGAGGGGCUCUGCCACCCGGACUCCCGGCCCAUCGCCCGCUUCCGAGGUGACGGGAGAUGGACAGGUAACAGAUGAAUUGUGGUCUCCUUGAUACGUCAGUUGUCACAGAACUGACGGCACUCCUGCAUGUGGCACUCCUCUGGGCACCCCAGAUUUGGAAGAAACCCAGAGACAUCUUGUAGGGAGAUAAAGCGUGACAGUAAUUGGCCACCUCCGGCACUUGCAGGGGCACAUCAGUAAUAAUAACUCUCAGACUUCGGCACAGCACAGCUGAUGGUUCUUGAGAUCUCAGAAGUCACACUACGGUGUUUCCACCUGAGAACUUGGGUUGGCUGGAAACCCUGAGGCAAUGACCGAGACUGCCCACCGCCUCAUUUAAAGGUGCUGCCUAAAGAAUGAGGAGCGAAGAGCCGGCCGUGACCAUGGAAGAGACCGGCGGGCCGGACGCGGCUGCGGGCCGCCUUGGGGCGCCGUACUCCGAGGCCUGGGGGUACUUCCACCUGGCUCCCGCGCGCCCCGGCCACGCGGCGGGCCCCUGGGCCACCUGUCGGCUGUGCGGGGAGCAAGUGGGCCGCGGCCCGGGUUGGCACGCGAGCACCCCGGCGCUGUGGAAGCACCUGAGGAGCGCGCACCGGCGGGAGCUGGCGGAGAGCGCCGCCCGCCGCUCGCCACCCGCCGCGCCUGGCCCCGUCGCGGCCGCCGAAGGCGACUGGGCGCGCCUGCUCGAGCAGAUGGGCGCGCUGGCCGUGCGGGGCAGCCUGCGCGAGCGGGAGCUGGCGCGGCGCGAGGCGGCCGUGGAGCAGGGCGAGCGCGCGCUGGAACGCAGGCGGCGGGCGCUGCAGGAGGAGGAGCGCGCGGCGGCCCAGGCGCGCCGGGAGCUGCAGGCCGAGAGGGAGGCGCUGCAGGCGCGGCAGCGGGAAGUGAGCCGGCGCGAGGGCGCCUUGGCCCCGGCCCCCCCGCUCAAAGACGAGCCCGAGGGGGACCCUAGGGACGGCUGCGUCAUCACGAAGGUCCUCCUGUAGGUUUUGGCCGCUCCCACCCCCCAGCUCCACCAGCGGUAUUCCUCGUGCGGCCCGCAGAGCGGCGUCUUCAGCCUUACCUGGGAGGGGGAUCCCUUGACCCCUCUGCCGAAUUGAAAUCGCCAAAUGCAGGGUCUUGAGAAGCAGAACCAGAACAUGCUCGUGGUCCUUUCCGGCGGCCUCCUCUGCUGGUGGCGUGGCGUGGGAUCCGCUCAAGCGGCGGUUUUCCUCUGACCGCCUUUGGAAAAGAGUCCACCGGCCCCAUGAACCUAGGGCACUUGGAGCCAUGGCCAUUCUGUGGCUGGUAAUUUUGAAAGGACCGAAACUUCCUUAUACACCAAGGACUGUCGCACCAUGUGCCCGCAGCCCAGGGUAGAGUGUGCAUUGAAACGAGGAUCAGGCAUUUUUACCCCAAAAAGUUUUCCGCACUUCCUAACGAGUAAGUCUUUGAUGAGUAGCCCUUGCCCAGCACCAAGUUCUGAACGGGAGGCCGUUUAGUUUCCAGAACUGCUCAUUACCCUAUCAUUCCUAGUGCCUUAGGGAGGCAGUCCUGGAGAAGCCCUCUUUUUGCUCCCCUCCCCAGCUGGCCCCCCCAGCACCAAGCGCUUUGUCUUAGCUCCACCAUCUUCCUUCCCCUGUUGGAGGCCUGAUGGCAGCUGUGAUACAUUUCCCCACUUUACUGCCUCACACCUGCCACUUUACUAGCAAGACCUGACCUCAGCGCUCCUUGACAGGAAGCCCCCCCCCCCCCCCCCCCCCCCCACCCCGUCUCCUCAGUCCUCACACCUGGGCCAAGGGGAAGGCACCCCCCAUCUGAGGCCACCUUCUUCACCUUUACUGGGCCUUUUGUUGUUGCCAUGCUAAGUCAUGUCCAAUUCUUUUUCAAUCCCAGGGAUUGUAGUCCCCCAGCCUCCUUCCUGGGCAGUCAUACGGAGUGGGUUGCCAUUUUCUACUCCAGGGAUCUUCCCCAUUUAGGGAUCAAACCCACGGCUCCUGCGUUGCAGGCGGAUUCUUUACCACUGAGCCGCCUGGGAAGCCCCAUGGAUGUCUUACAGAAUGUCCGAUAUUCUGGAUUUGUCUGAUUGUUUCCUUAGGCCAAAUUAUGUACUCCUCCUUGGUUCAUCUACCCAGAGAGCUACAACAGCCACCUCCGUGCCAGAAACUCCUGACUACCUCCAGCCUUGUGUGUUCUUCCCAGGCCCGUCCUUCAUGUUCCGUCCCCUGCAGCGUAUCUCCACCUCUGCUGGCACAUCCUGCCAUUGGGGAUGGAAGGGGUAAAUGUAUUCAACUCCACAUCCCCACCCCUGACCCAAUGACUGAGAAUUACUGGGCUCUUAAAAUGUGUCAGGUACAUUUACAUGUAUUAUCUCACUUUAUUUCCAUAGCAGCUCCCUGGGGAGGGGGCAUAUUGAUACUAACACUCCAUGCAUCUUACAGCUAAUGAAACAGAGGGGUUAAGUGGCUUGUACUGGAUGACAGCUGGUAAGCAGUAGUGUCAGCAGUCCGGUCCAGUCUCUACCUCCAGACGCCACGUUCCCGGCUGCUGUACUGUUGCCCUGGUUACUCACUCAUCCCAGCUGCCACCUGUUUGCGUCCUGAUUCCGGCUCCAGGCCGCGCCGUCAGUGACGCGGACACGUGCUGAGCACUCACCGAGCCAGAGGCGCGCAACCAUGCUGUACAAGAGUAACUGCCUACCGUGCAGCGACCCCGUGGCAUCACUACUCCCACACCCACAGGCUUAGAGGAACUAAGGGAUGUCAAGGAAGAGUGGGAUUUGAGCAGCAGUCUCGCUGAAUCCUAGGCCCCUGAUCCAUUGGGUCUAUUUCUAGUGGCUCAGCCGGUAAUGAAGAAGACCCAGGUUCGAUCCCUGGGUCAGGAAGAUCCCCUGGAGAAGGGAAUGGCAACCCACUCCAGUAUUCUUGCCUGGAGAAUUCCAUGGGCAGAGGACCCUGGUGGGCUACAGUCCAUGGGGUCGCAGAGAGUCAAAUACGACUGAGUGACCUUCACUUUAACACCUGUCUUCCUUCUGAUGUCACCUGCCCAGCUCAGGGCCCGGUUAUCACUCAGCUGGGACUCACCUUUCCAUCCUUGUCUUCUCACACUACCACCUACCUGACACUCAGCUUGACCAGCAGAAUUGUUCUGACACUGAUUAUAUCACAUUUCCUGCUCAAGACUGGUGAUCACCCAUCUUCUACAAGCGCUAACUUCGUGGCCUGACAGUCAAGUCCCCCCAGCUCUGUGCCAGCCUUAUCUGUCCCCUCUUCCACACACUCUGUAUGCUUCAGCCAAACUGGACUCCUUGUUCUCGUGAUGUGUCCUGUUCUUGGCACCUCUGUGCCUGUUUGCCUCUUAAAAAAAAAACCCUUCAAUCUGAGUAUGAAAAGUACCACACAUUUUCUAAGAGUAAGCUCAAAUUUGACUCUCUACAUGAAGCUUUCCUGAAUUCCUCAUCAUUCAGAAAUGGUUCCUUACUUCUCUGGACUCUCAGCCUUUCAUAUCUCAGAGCCCUUAGAAGGCCCUCUGGCGUGUGCCCUCGGGAGCCGGGCUGGUGUUCAUUCAUCCGGGUCCCCCAGUGUCUCACCUGUGGCAGCUGCUCAACAAAUAUUGGAGGCGAUAAACCCAUUCAGUGUGUUUAAGAUUUUUUUUGAGUUUUCCCACUUAAUACAAUUAUUCCUUUAUUUUAAUUCUGAGUGGAAUUCCUAACAGAAAAAAGAAGUAGCCUAAAAGGAAACAGCAGUAAAUUUUUAAAAGCUGUUUAGUCAGUGAACUUUUGAAGUGUCAGUUUGGGGCUGUUUGGUUUGAAUCUAAUCACACGGCAUGUCAAUUAUCAGGAACACUUUUCUUAAAAAAAAUUUUUUUUUUCAUUACACAAUUAAUAUAAAUGCAAUGCCCCAAUCUAGGAAGAAAAACUGAAAGAAAAAAAAUCUCCCAAAGUCCUGUCAUCUUAGUCAGACUGCUAUUAACAUUUUUUUUUAUUCUUCUGUCUCCUGCAAUUUUUGUAUUACUCUAAAAAUAGUAUGUUAUUUCUGUUAAGAACUGAAAUUUAACUUCUUCAUGUGUGUUUAUAAUUGGGCUAUACAAUCUGAAUUUGGACUUUUAGGAAGGAAAAAAAUAGUACAAAUGUCACUCUUCAGUUUUACCAAUUGUUCGAACCAUUAAAAUAAGCAGAGUGACUUUUAGAAUCUUAACCACUCUUUCAAGAAAGGUGGCUAAUGGGUGCGCCAGUCAUCUGUUCAGGGGAUGGGGAAAGCAAUUAGCCUGACUGAUGACUUACUACUGGUUCUGGGAGUUAAACACUUUUUACACUUCUGCAUGGCUAUAGCUUUUUCAUAUCAAGCAUAAAUUACUUUUAUAAUUAAAAAUAAAAAUUACUUCUUGCAAAUGGAAAAUCCUUACUAUUAGCAUUCAGCAUAUUUAAGAUAAACAAAACUUCCCACACAAGAAGUGAGAUACCCUGCAAUUCCAGAAAAGCCUAGAAGGAAAUGCAGUCCAAUUCCAUCAUCCACUCUUAGUGGCUACGAUGGCUCACCCGACUCCAUCCUCAUCAGAUAUUCUGCCUCUUUGGCCCUGAGGGCUUCUGCUGGCUCACCUGGCAAGCACAAGGGCUACCAGGACCAGCUGGCUGAGCUGGCAUCCUGCCAGGUAAGUGCCGGGAGCUGCAAGUGCAGAGGUGGGUUCUGGGGAUAGCAUCUGUCUCUCUGGCCCAGUCUGCUCACGUUAGAGUUGUCACUGCUAAUGGGUGAUGGGGAUGUGCCCUUCUUAUACUGGCAGAACGUCCCUGAUUGAUACAAUAAGCCUUGCUAAUAGCAGCAGACAGUUGCUGCCUUUGAGGGCAAGGUACAUGGCAAGGUGGAUGGCUGGAAAUGGGAUGCAGAAUGCCCUGAAUCCAACUCCUGAACUCCCGCCAUGAUGCCAAGUGAUGGGUCACUUCUUUAAGUUGAGAUUCGGCAGAGGAGAGGGUGUGGGCAAAUCAGGGUAAUGACAACCAAGGCUGAGAGAGCUAGGGCUCUUUAUGCACCUCAGGUAUCAUCCUUCGAGGCUGGAGAAGGGAAGGCCUUGCUUAGUUUGGGCUGAAUUUCUAUUUUAGAAAGCUGUCUUAAUGUCUCAGAAGGGAUUCAUAAAAACUAAGUUUUUGUUUUGCUACCAUGGACUUAUUGGGGAAUUCUGUUUCUAAAGGUUUGAUCUUCUUCAGUCCGCUCCUUUGUUUGGAAAAUGGAUGAAGUGGGCAUUAAGGUCCCCUUCGGCUCUAAUAUACUAUGAUAACAUAAAGUACAGUGAAACA
Messenger RNA from Cervus elaphus (red deer), 5465 nucleotides. RefSeq names its product zinc finger BED-type containing 3 (gene ZBED3). Gene Ontology annotation, molecular function: transcription cis-regulatory region binding. Bases 556 to 1182 code for a protein of 208 amino acids. The transcript is spliced from 5 exons. Gene Ontology annotation, biological process: regulation of transcription by RNA polymerase II. The record is from RefSeq and is a predicted model, not a curated record. Lineage: Eukaryota; Metazoa; Chordata; Mammalia; Artiodactyla; Cervidae.